Messenger RNA from Carassius carassius (crucian carp), 1138 nucleotides. Its product is annotated as complement component 1 Q subcomponent-binding protein, mitochondrial-like. Gene Ontology annotation, cellular component: mitochondrial matrix. Lineage: Eukaryota; Metazoa; Chordata; Actinopteri; Cypriniformes; Cyprinidae. Bases 107 to 928 code for a protein of 273 amino acids. The record is from RefSeq and is a predicted model, not a curated record. The transcript is spliced from 6 exons. Gene Ontology annotation, biological process: cytosolic ribosome assembly.
UUGCUUCCGGUGUAGAGUUCUGAGGUCACGGUGUCCUCCCUUCCCCACGUGUGUGUCAGUCAGUGUGAUCCGCGCUCUGAGCUCAAACGAACACACUGCCUCCGUCAUGCUGAAGUGUGUAAGCCGCGCGGUUCAGCUCGCAGCACGGCUCUCCAGCUCCGUGCCGUUCGCUCCCGCCGUCAGACCCGCCUUCUGCAGAUCCAUCUGGAGCCUCAGCAGCAGCGGAGCGGCGUCCGCAUCCAGGCCGAGGCUGCUCACUGCGACCCGGGCUCUGCCCUCACUGUCGAGCGGCUGCGGGAGUCUGCACACCGAGGGUGAUAAAGCGUUUGCAGAGUUUCUCUCUGAUGAAAUCAAAGAAGAAAAGAAGAUCCAGAAGAACAAGAGUCUUCCUAAAAUAUCCGGUGGCUGGGAGCUUGAGCUCAACGGCACAGAAGCCAAACUCACCCGCUCGCUCUCCGGAGAAAAAGUCACCAUCACAUUCAAUGUGAACAACAGCAUCCCGCCACAGCUGGAGGAAGAUCCCGAGCACACGCAGAAGAGUCCGGAGGACGAGCCUGAAAUUGUCUCUACACCUAAUUUUGUGGUUGAAGUGACCAAACCAGGAGCAAAGACUUCACUGGUGUUCGACUGUCAUUUCCCCGAGGAUGAGCAGACCGGUCACGGUGAGGGUGAGGAGGAGAGCGACAUCUUCAACAUCCGUGAGGUCAGUUUUCAGCCGGAGGGAGACGCAGAGUGGAAGGAAACCAGCUACACGCUCAACACAGACUCUCUGGACUGGACCCUGUAUGACCAUCUGAUGGACUUCCUGGCCGACCGUGGAGUUGACAACACAUUUGCGGAUGAGCUGAUGGAGUUGAGCACAGCGCUGGAGCAUCAGGAGUACAUCAAGUUCCUGGAAGAUCUCAGCACUUUUGUCAAAUGCAAAUAAUCGGUCUAGAUUUCACAUAAAUGUGUGAUGUGUCUGGCUCAGGUGAUGAUAGGAUGAAGAUGAAGGCAGAAGAGUUUUGUAUUUAAUUUUAUAUCAUGUUUUCAAGUUAUGUGCACACCGGUUACGUUUCAGAUGUCACCGCAGGGGUUUACGGGAACCAAGAACGUGAACUAAACAUUCAUGAAAAAAAUAAAACGGAGGAAAUAUUGG